This is a messenger RNA of Dimorphilus gyrociliatus, 420 nucleotides long. The record is from the annotation of a GenBank genome assembly. Lineage: Eukaryota; Metazoa; Annelida; Polychaeta; Dinophilidae.
AUAAAUAUUCUUGACCGCGUUGCUAUGUCGGCUGGAAACGACUACAAGAAAGAUAAGCUGCAAAUAUCUGAGAAUGAACAAAACAUAAAACAAAAUGAUCUUCCUAAAGGUUGGAUAAUAAAACGCUGCAAACGAAGAAAUAAAUGGAAAAAAGCAUAUUUUGCAUUUAGUCAGGAUGAACUCAUAUACGGACAGUCAGAAGAGGCUCUGGUCAAGAAUGUUCCCUUAAAAAAUGCUCAAAUAAAAGAAUGUACAAAAGACGAUAAAGAAAAUGUUCUAAGCAUUGAAACAAAUUCAAGAACUUUUUAUUUAAGUUUUGACAGCGAGGAAAUUAGGGACGAAUGGUUACAAGCUUUAUUUACCAUUAAAGUCAUUGCAUGUAAACGUUUGGAUAAUUCCCAAGCUUGUAUUAUUCAAUAA